UGGUCUGUCCAGCACAGCACAGCACACCACCGGAGACACGAACACGCCGCACCCCACAACCGACGCCACUCGAAUUCCCCGCCGCCGCCGCCGUCGCCGUCGCCGUCGCGGCGCCAUGCUCCACCUCCGGCAGCGCGUCCUCUCUCAUCUCCUCUCCGCCGCGCCGUCUCCUUCCACCUCCCCACUCCCCUCUCUCCGCCGCCUCCUCUCCGCCGCCGCUGCCCCCCGCAUUUCACCGAACCCUAGCUUCGCCGUGGAGGAGUACCUCGUCUCCACCUGCGGCCUCAGCCGUGCCCACGCACUCAAGGCCUCCGCCAAGCUCUCCCACCUCAAGUCCCCCUCCAAGCCCGACGCCGUCCUCGCCUUCCUCGCCGGCCUCGGCCUCUCCGGCGCUGAUGUAGCAGCCGUCGUCGCCAAGGACCCGCGGUUCCUCUGCGCCGGCGUGGAGAGAACCCUGUCCCCCGUCCUCGCCGGGCUCACCGGCCUCGGUCUAUCCCCUUCUGAUAUUGUGCGCUUCGUCUUGCUCGUCCCCGACAGCUUCCGCCAGAGAUGCGUCGUCUCCAAGCUAGAGUACUACCUGCCGCUCUUCGGCUCCAUCGACAACAUGGUCCGGCCGCUCAAAUACGGCCCCGGCUUCCUCGACUCUGACCUCGAGAGGGUUGUCAAGCCCAAAGUCAAGCUCCUAGCAGAGUGCGGGCUAGGUGCUUGUGAUAUUGCCAAGCUCUUCAUCCAGGCACCAAUGAUACUUGGCUCCAAACCAGAGCGUUUCGUGGCGAUGGUCGCGUGCGCCGAAGGUAUAGGUGUGCCCCGUGGCUCUGGAAUGUUCAGGCAAGCGCUGUACGCCGUCUCAUGCUUCAGCGAGGACAAGAUCGCUGCCAAACUGGACUACUUGAAGAAGACACUUAGGUGGUCAGACGCCGAGGUUGGCAUUGCUGUGUCCAAGGGUCCGUUUCUGCUGAGGAGGUCAAAUGACGUGCUGCAGCGCCUGUCAGAGUUCCUGAUCUGUGAGGUGGGGUUGGAACCGACAUACAUUGCUCAUCAGCCGACUAUUCUCAGUCGUAGCCUUGAGGGGCGGCUCAGCCCACGGUACUAUGUUAUGAGGUUUCUUAAGGAAAAUGGAUUGCUCAAGCAUGGCCCAAGCUACUGUACAAUUGUUAAAUGGACCGAGAAAAAGUUCUUGGAGAACUUCAUAUGCCCUCACAAGGAAGCUGCACCAUACCUUGCUGAAGACUAUGCGGCUGCUUGCAAAGGGCAAGUGCCGGCUAGAUUCAGAUUUACAUGAACCAAGAAGCAUGAACGUGAGUGGAACUACUAUUUAGUAGCCUUGGUGACUGGGAAGAUUUUCAUGGAAAGGUUUGUAUGCCCAUACAAGCAAGCUGCCCCCACCUUGCCAAAGACUAUGCUGCCACUUGUAGGGGAAGUGCUUUCUAAUUUGAGAUUUGCAUGACCAGUAACGGGCUAUGAGAAUUGGUAAUUACGUAUGUCUACGUGUAGUGAGCUGGUAAUUUUCGUCUCAGUGUUCUUUGCCUAACUAGAUGUUGGUUAUCUGCUAUAGUAUGUCCGGUACAUGUUAAUUCAGUGUCGCCAGUCCUGGAUGAAACUGAUAAUUUGAUUUUAGGGUACUGUUGUAUGUCCAUUACAUCAUUCGGUAGAAAAGAAAGAAUUGCACUUCAAUUAACCUGUCCAUCGUGAUGUCAUAUUGUCAUGCAUACUAGAACUAAGAGAGUGUGACGUCAGGGCAUUCUGCAAAUGCUUUCAAAUAUAUUAAUGAAGAGUAUUCUGCACACCCUAUAUGUUUAUGUUCUCAAUUGCCAUUUCAGCUUUCAAUGCAAUCCUGAGUCAAUCUAUCUUUCCAUGAAAAAAGGUUCUCAUUUUUGUCAUGAAGAUGAUAUGAAGCCCCAAAAUUCGUUAAACAUCUUUUUUGGUGGGAACAAAUCUGGAAUUAACGUGUUAGUCAUUGCUGAGGUUGCAGUUUUGAUCUAGUCUGUUGGUUGCUUCCUCUAAAGCUGAAACUCGUCAUUCUUCCUGCCGUAGCUUUGUUUAUAUGAUAUUAACUGUUGUGAAAGCAGGUCAUUAUUUACUAAUAGUUCGUAUCAGUUUUUUUCAUUUAUUUUUCUCUUAUAUUCUUGGAUCUCGCUGAUAUUUUGUGUCAAAACUGAAUACUUCAGUAGUUGGCUACUAAGUAGCAUUUUGUUGACAGCCUACACAUUUAGCACUACGUAACGGAUAUUUCAAAAGCCCUUGUAUUUGUACCGGAUACACGAAUUGAUGCUUGUAUGGUAUGGUGCCGAAAAACAGAGGGUAUUUCAUACACUAUGAAGGAACUUAUGUUAAGGUAAUCUUAAAAAGGGUCAUGGCAUUACCAUGUUAUUCUCUGCCAUACCUGUUGGCUAAUUUUAUUCCAUAUUAGCACUAUUUAUAUGGAUUCUCAGGAAAUCUUUUUAGGGAUAGUAAGGUGGAUCUUAUGUACCAUCCUCUGUUUUAUAUUUUGCAUUUUUAGGUACUCUUUUUGUAUUUGCUUUAGUUGUGUUGGUUACAGACUCGUCUGAAGACAUGUAGACUGGAAUUGGAGAAAAGAGAAUGAAGAUGUCGAAGACUGUUACCUUAGCCAAGAGAUGGUCCCAGAAAUGAUAUCUUAACCAAGCUUGGUCUUAACAUUUAAGGGAAUGCAGUAUUUUUUUUGUCUCAGUUAUACUGAAUGUCAUCUCUUCCUGCACUCUUUUUAGUUAAAUUCUCGGUCUAGGAAUGCAAGUACUAGCUGUCAGAUAGUUACUAUAGUUAUAGAAUCUUGGAGAAUUGCAAACACAGAAAUUGUAGACAUGCUUGUCUACCUCAAAUUAAGAAUCAAGAUGUGUGAGGAGAGGAUGGUGAACAUAUGUUUAUUCCUGAACAUAUGUUAGGCUGUAGAAAUUGGAAUAAAUGAGAUCUCAGCUGUGUGCUUGCAGUAACACAAAGGAGAUGGGCACAUGCUAUUAUUAGCGAAGAGCUCUGAUUUGAAAUGAAGAUCAGUUGUGUGUCUCUUCUCUAGUGCCUAGUUUAGCCUGUGGGAAUUAUAGAGAUAAUAUUAAUGCAAUGAAGGCGAGGGGAAGGGGUCUAUUAAGGAACGAAGUGACUUGCCAAGAGAUCGACCAAGCAUGGUGGCUGGGGAUUUGCUAUACUACACAUGAUUCUGAAGGCUGUGUUAGUUGAUGAUGCCUGAGACUUCCUUCAGUCACAAGUAUUUAUUCAAGAGUUGAUGAUGCCUUUCUCCUUCUGAAUUUUGCAAGUUGUGCAAUCCUUGUGAACCUGAUAUUUGGAUGAUAAUUUACUUUCACAUUAGAACAUUUUCUUUUUCGCUUACUCUGGGAUAAAAACUUGUGCUCUAAACUUUCCUUUGUACACUGGGAGAUUUCUGGUGUUAUCAAAUGGUCUUUGCUUUUACUCCACCUCUAUGAGCACUGUUGCCGAAGAAUGGGUUAUUGAAAAUAUUUGGGCAAAGAAGCUGCUGUUCAAUCGACAGUUGAAUUUAGCACCAGCUGCUGCAAUUUCUUAUUAUUUUAAUAGAAAGCCGCAAAUGAUCGAGGCGCUAUGUAGUAUGUGAAUUAUGUGUUCUCAUCUUCACCUGUACAGUUUUAUUGAGUCAACCAUGCAUGCCAUCACUUUUUUUCUGGAGUUGAUAAUCGAAUGUAAAAAAACAUAUGUCUCUGUUUUCCAUCCAUAUAUAUGCCAUGUAAGCAAUUAGAUGUGGAAUUUAAAGCCGCUAUCUAAUUGAUGGUGAUCUACUCAGACUAAUAUUUAGUUUGCCCUUUCUUUUGGUCUUACCAGAGCUUUCCUUUAACGGGAACAGUCUUAAUAGAGCUUUUUAUGUGUAGGAAUUUUGUGCGUGGAAGCAAGCAGAGGGCCGUUAUGGAUGAAGUUGAGCAAGCUAACUGGUAUGCGCUGAAGUUUAUUCCCUUUUUUCUGCGAUUUCCUGGCUGUGGUGGCUGCAUACCAUUUUUCUGCAGUACAAGUGCGGAGUGGUAAUUGAUAUUUAGGAUGGGAACAAGUUAAAUAUGCACUCUUCCUAAGACUUGAGGAUGAUGCAGCAAUAUAUCGUUCAUAGUAUUGAUUCUGAGGAUGCUCUGAGAUCUGGCAGUACAAACGCAAGGGGCUGAAGGCACCGCUGCAGUCAGGCUGGAUUAUACCGCUGCAGACGCAAGCUUACAUGAUCGCUGGAGGAGAGACAUGGUUUCAGCCAUGGCGGUGGCGCGAGAUUACUCGACGCUCUAUUAAGACUGCGGGGGAAGAUCAGUGUCGCCGUACAAUCAAGUGGUCGCUAGCUGGGGAAGUUGGCAGCAGUCUGGUAGGCGAGGAAGAUGAGAUGAUCGUGCAAUGGCUGGCCUUUUUUGAACCCUAUCUGAAGAUGGUUAGAAACUAUGUGUGAAACCUGCUCUGUUGCGUGGCGGGUUUCAUCGUUUCCGUCGGAGGAACAGCUAAGACCAUGUUGAUUCGUUAACAUUCGUGAACAUCAUCUGGUUGCUAGCAUCUGUAAAAAGGAAGAAACGAAAUUUGUACAGACAUCAAGUAUUCAAAGUUCAGUUUAUGCAGAUACCAAUCAAGUAUUCAAAGUACAGACACCUGUAUUUGAGUUC
Messenger RNA from Triticum aestivum (bread wheat), 4610 nucleotides. Its product is annotated as transcription termination factor MTERF8, chloroplastic. Gene Ontology annotation, molecular function: double-stranded DNA binding. The coding region runs from base 116 to 1282 and encodes 388 amino acids. The record is from RefSeq and is a predicted model, not a curated record. Lineage: Eukaryota; Viridiplantae; Streptophyta; Magnoliopsida; Poales; Poaceae. The transcript is spliced from 3 exons. Gene Ontology annotation, biological process: regulation of DNA-templated transcription.